Leptinotarsa decemlineata (Colorado potato beetle) is the source of this 3292-nucleotide messenger RNA. RefSeq names its product scavenger receptor class B member 1. Lineage: Eukaryota; Metazoa; Arthropoda; Insecta; Coleoptera; Chrysomelidae. Gene Ontology annotation, molecular function: scavenger receptor activity. The record is from RefSeq and is a predicted model, not a curated record. Gene Ontology annotation, cellular component: membrane; cytoplasm.
GAAAACUGAUUAGACAUAUAAGUGCUUGAGCGUUAUAAUCAGCUGUCUAAUGUAUGUGACUUGAAGUUUGGGGUGAGUUUUGAUGAGUGAAAAGUGAAGUGUUUUCAUUUGGAUUUUAAGCACGCUCAAGAAUUCGCCAGUCUACAAGUUCGAAUCAACUCAGUAAAAGGAGGCAGGCAAUCCAGUCCAGGUAACCCAGAGACCUCACACUGAGUGUGUGAUCUUGACUCCAAAACAAGCGACUACGCUCGAUCGUUAACUACCACAUAAAUAUCGAUAUUGAACUUGAACUUGACUCGCAAACUUGAAGAUGAAAGAGUUCAUAACGCUUUGGAAUAAAUUCGUGGGGAAAACAUACGAUGCCGUUAAUACUUCUCCAAAUGUCGCAAGUCACAAUAAAACAAAGGAACAUCUGCAGAAACGGCAUUUGAAAUCAUCCUGGAGCACUGCCACUAAAUAUAGAAGUUCCAUAGCAAUAGCAAUUUUGGGUAUUGCAGGAAUAUUGAUAGGAACAGCCAUCAAUAUUGUUGAUCCAUAUGAUAUCAUUUUCAGAUGGAAACUGAUAUUUGAGGAAGGAGGAGAAAUUUUUGAAUUAUGGAGGAAGCCACCUGUCGAACUGUAUCUGAAAGUUUACUUAUGGAACGUCACAAAUAAAGAAGAAUAUAUGAGUGGGGAACAUGAUAAGUUGAGAGUUCAGGAAGUGGGACCAUACGUGUACAGAGAACUGAUGGCCCAUGAAAAUGUUACUUUCAAUAAAAAUGGGACUUUAACUGCAGUACCGAAACAUCCUUUGGAAUGGGUAGAAGAAUUAUCAAUGGGGCGAAAAGAAGAUGAUCUUCUGAUUCUUCCCAACAUUGCGUUACUGAGCAUUGCUGAUGUUGUUUCUGAAUCUUCCUACUUUACAAAAAUGGGUCUCAACAUUGUUGUUCGGCAAACAGAAUCAGAGCCUCUUGUCCAAAUGACAGCAAAGGAGUUUAUGUUUGGUUACAGCAGCACACUGAUGACCUUGGGCAAUAGCUUCAUGCCAUCUUGGAUUUAUUUUGAGAAACUGGGAUUGAUUGACAGAAUGUAUGAUUUUGAGGGAGAUUAUGAAACAGUCUACAACGGUCAGAAAUUAGGCCUGAAAAAUAUAGGUUUGAUAGAGAAAUAUAGAGGCUCUACUAAAAUACCCCAGUGGGAUAGUCCAUGUGGAGACAUAAUGGGAGCAUCAGAUGGUACCAAAUUUCCAGGUUAUAUUGAACCUAAUGACACCCUUCUUUUCUUCAGAAAAAGCAUGUGCAGAGCCAAAUCAUUGGUAAAAGUGAAUGAAACAAUUUCAAACGGUCUCAAAGCGUAUGUCUACCACUUUGAUUCAGAAGCAGACGACAAUGGUUGGGUUCACGAAAGGAACAAGUGUUUCUGCAAGAGAGAAGGGAAAUGUUUGCCAAAAGGUUUACUUGACGUCCGCGAGUGCUACUAUGGCUUUCCAAUUGCUUUAAGUUAUCCCCACUUUCUCGAUGGUGACAAAGUAUUGACUGCCAAAGUGAAUGGCACUGAUCCUGAGAGAAAGAAACAUGAAUCAUACUUCAUCAUACAGCCUGAAUCAGGGCUUCCUAUUGAGCUGUCCGUGAGAUAUCAGAUCAACAUGGCCCUAGGCGACAUAAAAGCAAUAGCCAACUGUGAUAAAUUUGAUAAUAUGGUCUUGCCUUUAUUAUGGACAGACAUAAAAAUGGAUAAACUACCUGAUAACCUCAGUACGAGGUUUCGUUUGUACCUCAAUGUACUCCCUCUGAUGGAAGAAUAUUUAGUGUAUGCCCUCUUCAUUGGAGGCGCCAUUUUCAUCAUUGUUUCGAUAUACAAAAUUUUUCAACUCAGGCAUAGUGAUUUUUCUUUCGAAGACCCUUGGAUUGAAGACGAAAUAGUUCACAAUAUUGAUAGGAAAUUAAGUAGCUACAUUCCGGAGAAAAGAAGAAGUCUCGCAGAUAAGGAAAUAGAAGUAUAUAUAGAAAAUAUGAUACCUCUGAAAACAGAAAACCAGAAAUAUGUUUGAUACUUUCAUUUUAUUAGGAAAUAUUUGAGACGGUCUCUCUAGCAAAAGUUCCUACGUUUCAGUUUGGAUUACAAGAGUCAAUAGUGAUCAAUAUGGGUAUGAAUAUGGAAAAACUUGGCAUAUAGUUUCAAGCUUUUAUUUAUGUAGUGAUAAGUUAUAGAAUCUCAAAUAAUUCACUGAAUAUUAUCAAUUUAUUCAAACAUUGUUUAAUAUUUUAUGUUUUAUUAGAUUUAUCAAACUUUGAACAUGUAAGAAAUAGUUCAAAGUAGAAUGAAUCGUGCAAAAUUUAGCAAAUGUAGUUUUCAUCUCCACAAAUUAAUCAUUUGUCAAUUUUUUCAUUAAAUGGCAUUUUCAAUGGACAAUGAGCAAUUUUCAUUGCUCAUUGUUCGAUAAUAUCAUGAUUAUACGUUAGCUAAAAUAUAGGUUUAAGUGAAAAGAGAAACUUAUAGAGGUAAAAGAGUGUAAAAAUUCAGGGCCGGAUAUAACUGUGUCGAAGCUAUUUUCUGGCUACCUCAGCGUCUUUCAUAACGUCUACCGCAGUAGUAGACGAAUUUUCAGCCAUAAAACUGCCGAACAUGGACAUCAAACCCGGAAAAUAUUUUCGACACAGUAAUACAGGUAUUGUUUCUAAUAAAGACAUUAUGGAGUACAAAUUUUGAUCAGAACGAUUUCAGCCAGAAAAUAACUACUGAAAAAUUCUAGAGCAUGUCACACUCAUUUUUUUAAACAAAACCAUUAUAGAGAGGAGUCAAUUCCAAGAACAUUUUAUUUAUUGAUAAUAUUUUAUUUAUUCAAUGGUGCAUUUUUUUCUAUGAUUGUGUUAUAGAUAUUCAGAGAAAUUUGAAUUGCCCUAACAAAUUUCUCGAGUAUUUAUAAAUAUUAGCAUUGUGGUUGGUUGUUCCAUUUCAUUGUCAAAUUUAAACGCGUUUUAGCGUUAGGAAAGAAUCAUUGUGAUAUUUUUGGGGUAACAUUAUAAUAAUUAUAGACGAACCUGAUCACUGGUACAUUGCUUCCUAUAAUUAUUGUCUUUACAGGGUAGUUAUAGAGUAGUCACUAUUUGAGUGUUUGAAUAUAAAGAAAAAAGGCAUUAGUUAUGGUCUUUCAAAAAAUGUAGUUUUAUGAUUGAAAUAGAGAAAUGAACAAUAUUUUUAGGGGUUUCAAAGAAAUUGUGAUAUGAAUUAUCAAAAUGUAAAUAGUCUGAAGAUUUUGUAUCACAAUAUUCUCAAUGUUGAUUGUUUUUGGUCUCACCAGUACAAAGUGUUU